Hyaloscypha bicolor E is the source of this 895-nucleotide messenger RNA. RefSeq lists its product as uncharacterized. The coding region runs from base 24 to 815 and encodes 263 amino acids. The transcript has 3 exons. The record is from RefSeq and is a predicted model, not a curated record. Lineage: Eukaryota; Fungi; Ascomycota; Leotiomycetes; Helotiales; Hyaloscyphaceae.
AGGCUAUCUACCUGUCGCUGCCAAUGGCGAAAGCCGCAUCUUGCUACUUUCCAGAUGGAACAUUUGCCGAAUUUGACUCGCCAUGUUUUCCGGACCAAGCAUCAAGCAUCUGUUGUGGGCAAGGGCACACCUGCAUGUCAAAUAAUCUUUGUCGCUGGCCUGACUCGCAGAUGCCAUAUCCAUUGGCCUAUAUCCGGGGAAGCUGCACCGAUUCAAGCUGGAACAGUGCAGAUUGCGGGAAUGUUUGCAAAACCGUAUUUCCAUCACAGUGGGACCCUAUAGUUGCCUGCCCUGAUGCCCAGUUCUGCUGCGAGCUCGACUCAUACAGCCCUUCUUCAUGCUGCAACCUAACAAACACCACUGCACACCCUCUCUAUGCCCUCGCCGCUGCGUCAACAGUGACGGUUAUUGGUCGUUCCUCGCCUACAAGAUCUCCUUCCAUAUCAGUCUCGCUCACGACCGUAAUAUCGACUCCUGAACCUACGAACCCUAACAAUAAUAAUGGCAAUGGCGGUGGAAGUGGCAAAACAGGAACGAAAAUCGGGAUUGGAGCGGGUGUGGGAGGAGGUGCUCUCUUGAUUCUAGCUGGUAUCGCUUUGCUGUUUUUCUUUCGAAGACGGAGAGGAGCAGGCGAAGGACAUCCAGAGCUGGAUCGCGCAGAGGUUCAUGAGCCGGAUAUGAGGACCGGAAAGGCGGAACUGUCUGGUCUGGCUGAGCACAGCAACACGCCAGAGGAGGCUGGCUACAAAAAGGGAGGAGAUACGAUUGUUUACUCUGAAAUGGGAGCUGGGCAGAGGCUGUCAGAGAUGCCUUGAGCAGUGGGUGGCUGGCCUCGUGGUUUAUAAUACUUAAUUGCAUUCGAAAUAUCUCUUUCGUCUUCUUCAAGACCACCUUC